UCUAAAUUCCAACUUCCAAGCUGGUAUUCCGCUUCUCUGCUCGUCAAAAGCUUCGAAAACAUUCUCUCCAUAGCUCUCUGUUCUUUCUUUCAGACUUCAUUUUCUUUUCAUUUCUGAGAAGAAGUCUUCUUUGGCUGUCUAUCCUUUACUCACACCGACCUUCUCCAGAGUUCAGGCCAUUAAAACCAGUCUCUAGCCUGCAUUUCUUUUAUCAAUCUCUCUCUUUUUCGACUGUAAAUAGUUAGGAAUAGAGGAUAUAGAGCAACCAUGGCUGCCAACAAGUUCGCGACCAUGUUGAGUAGGAACACACACAAGAUCACUUUAAUUCUCGUCUAUGUAGUUCUUGAAUGGUUUCUGAUAUUCUUCCUUCUCCUCAACUCCUUGUUUUCCUAUCUGAUUGUCAAGUUUGCAAACUACUUUGGCCUCAAGACACCCUGUCUGUGGUGUUCCAGAAUCGAUCAUGUCUUCGAGCCAGGAAAAGAGCAUGCUUCUUAUAGAGAUCUUGUUUGUGAAAACCAUGCCUCUGAGAUUUCCAAAUUGGGUUACUGUUCCAAUCACCGGAAGUUGGUGGAAGCGCAGGAUAUGUGUGAGGAGUGCUCGUCCUCUCGGCCUAAUUGUCAUGGAAAGUCGAUCGAUAUCAGCAGAAGGAUUGCUUUCUUUUCUUGGGUGAAAGAUAUGGAUAUUGAUGUGAUCUCAACCCAUGGUGAGAAAAAGAUUGAGAAUGGUGAGAAGAAGGUUGAGAAUGGUGAGAAGGUUUUGCGGUGUUCGUGCUGUGAUUCGAGCUUGAGCAGCAAAUUUCACUCUCCUUAUUUGCUGUUUCAGCCUUCAUGGGGUGUUUUGGAUUAUGCCCAGAAAGGAAAUUUGAUUACUGAUGCCACUGGUGAGGAGCAUGAUGGAGGUGAGUACUCGGAUCCAUGUAAAUCUGAUAGCCAGACUGACCGCUGCUGUGACGAUGAGCAUGAGAUGGAAAGAAACAGGGGAGAAGGAGAAGAAGAUGAUGGUGGAUUGGAGGAUGAACAUCGGGUGCCUUCUGAUGUCGAGGAAGGUGUUGAAACAAGAGAGGAGGAAGCAGAGGUCGGCUGCUUGAUGUCUCCAUCAAGUAUCCGAAUCAAAGAAAUGGUGACGGAUGAAGAUGAUAAAGUAGGUGACGUUGAAGGAACGGAGCAAGAGCUAUCAGAGGAGGAGAAUUCGAAUAUUUCUGCAGAAGGUACAAAUGCUGUUUUCCGAUCCUCUGAUGAUAUUGUUUUUGAAGUUUGUCGUAGAGAAGAUGCAUCUCUUGAAAUCAUCCCUCUGCGUUUGGAGAGUAUCAACGAUGUCAAUGAUCGUUGCCUCCUCCCGGUUGAAUUGAUUGGUUCUGCAACUGCUGAAAACCAAACCUUUAACAGCUGUAAAAAGGAAGACCAGAACAAGCAUGUUCAUCAGGAAGGAGUGUUGGAUUCAGAAAUUCCUGUUGAGACACAAUUUGAAUCGGCUGAAGCAGAGGAAGACAUUGUAGUGGAGGCAACAGUUGAGCUUUUGGCAGAUGAAGGAGAGGAGAAGACAAAUUCUUUGGAGAUUGAAUCCAUGGAAAUGGCUGAGAACGAUAAUUCUUCCAGUUUAUACACUGAUGAAUGCAAUGGAGAUUUGGGUGGUGACGCAAGUGAAGAGGUUGCUAUUACUCAAGCAACUCAGACUCUGUCCGAUGAAGCUUAUAGCUUUGAAGUGAUAGAAGUUAAGGAAUCAGUCGAUCUUCCAGCAUCUACAGAAGCUGGUUUAAAAAUUUUGGAUGAUGAGAACAAUUCAGAGAUAUUGACAGGGAUGGAGGUGUUCGAUCAGGAAUUCAACAAUCAGACUCGAGCUCAUGAACUUCCUCAUGGUAACAAUACUGAAAGCUCUACAACCUCUGAAAUUGCAGCCAAUGAUAAAGAUUCCAAGCAAUCUGAGGAAGCAACCAUAGAAGGCAGAACCUUAUCCGCUGAUAGGACAGAACAAGGGAUAAAUCAUCAUUUAUCCUUAUCUUCAGAGCUCAAUGAAAUGGAGGAAGAGAAAGCCCCUGAAACACCCAGUUAUGUGGAUGGUCUUCACCAGAUACAUAAAAAGCUUCUACUAUUGGAGAAAAGAGAAUCUGGGACGGAGGAGUCUUUGGAUGGAAGUGUCAUUAGUGAUUUCGAAGCUGGCGAGGGGGUUCUGACUGUCGAUCGCAUGAAAUCAGUGCUUAAAGCAGAACGCAAGGCUCUAAAUGCUUUAUAUGCAGAACUAGAAGAAGAGAGGAGUGCUUCUGCAAUAGCUGCUAAUCAGACAAUGGCUAUGAUAACCAGGCUUCAGGAAGAAAAGGCUGCAAUGCAGAUGGAAGCAUUGCAGUACCAGAGAAUGAUGGAAGAACAAUCUGAGUAUGACCAAGAGGCUUUGCAGCUUUUAAAUGAACUCAUGGUCAAGAGGGAAAAGGAAAAGCAAGAUCUGGAAAAGGAGUUGGAAGUUUAUCGCAAGAAGGUCCUUGAGUAUGAAGCAAAAGAGAAGAGAAGGAUGAGGCAAAGCAAGAACAGUAGUGGGAGGAGCAGAGCUUCAUCUGCUUCUUCCAGCAAUGCUGAGGAUAGUGAUGAUCUGUCUAUUGAUCUUCACCAUGAAAUUGUCGACGAAGAUAGUUUCCAUAGCCAUCAGGAAAGCAGCAUCUAUACUCCUACUAAUGCAGUUCUAAAUUUGGAGGUUGAGGGGCUAGAAUGUGCCAAGCAUUUGAGCACUCUUGAUGAAUCACUGGCUGAGUUUGAGGAAGAGAGGAUCUCAAUUAUAGAGCAGCUCAAGGUACUUGAAGAGAAGCUUUUCACAUUGGGAGAUGAUGAGGAGCAGCUCCUUGAAGAUGUAAAACCCCUUGAACAUCUUGCAGAAGAGAAUGGCGAAGAGUUCAAUGGAUUUUCAAAUGGUUUCUCUGAGGGAUUUGACGCAAAAUAUUACCAAGAGAGAAGAAACCUUGGUGGCAAGGCAAAGAACCUCCUUCCUCUUUUUGAUGCUAUUGGCAUGGAAGAUGAAGACGGAGUAGUGAAUGAAGAACAAGAAGGAUCUGAUUCGGUUGUCUUGCAAAACUCAUCAUCAGCUUCCAAGCUUGCAUUAGAGAAAAAGAAGCAUGCUAUUGAGGAGGAGGUGGACCAUGUCUAUGAAAGGCUACAGGCUCUUGAGGCAGAUAGAGAGUUUCUGAAGCAUUGUAUCAGCUCCUUGAAGAAAGGAGACAAGGGGAUGGAUCUUCUCCAGGAGAUUCUACAACACCUUCGCGAUCUGAGGACCGUUGAGCUCCGUGUAAGAAACAUGGGUGAUGGUGUUCUUGCAUGACUUUCUGCUUAACCAUUGAGCAAAAGACAAUAGGUUGUUUUCUCAGAGUUCAGAGGAACUACUAGCACACAGUCUGCAGUGAUCAUAUGGGACAAGACGCUGUAUGAAUUUUGCGUCUUUUAUGACUAGUAACAGGAGCCCCCUUCAAGGAGAGGGGAGGGUUCUUGUAUGGUUUGAUGAUAAUGUUGUAUGAGCAGCAGACUAUUAAAAUUGAAGUCUGCCUUUUUUUUUUCUUUUCUUUUCAGUGUCCAAGUAAGCCCAACUUUUUGUGGGCUGUACUCAUCACCACCUUUUUCAGGGGAGGGUGGAGGAUGAGGAGGCAGGGGGGUGAGCAUGUGUCUGUGUGAGUGUAGGCUAGUCAGGUCAGGCCACUCUGUCAUUGUAAGUGUGAGAAAUCCUGGCUCCAAAAGCUGAUUGAUAUCCAACAAAAACUCUGAUGCCAGGUAGACAGCAUUAGUUUAUAGACAGUUAGGACAAGCACAUUUUCUUUUGUCUUUUUUCUUUAAUUUUUUUAUUUGUUAGGGGAUGGGCAAGGAAGAGCAACCCUUUCCUCUUUCUCAUCUUUGCAUCAUUUCAUCAUAUGGGUUUUGACUACUGGAUGGUCUAGUCUGAUGUAUCUGUACAAAACAUGUAUCCUUUUGUAUCUACAUAAGUGAGUGUUUGUUGCUACUAGUUUUGAAGUAGUUGAUAUUCUUCUUU
Messenger RNA from Nelumbo nucifera (sacred lotus), 3999 nucleotides. Its product is annotated as myosin-binding protein 3. Gene Ontology annotation, molecular function: myosin binding. The record is from RefSeq and is a predicted model, not a curated record. NCBI's taxonomy places the organism in Eukaryota, Viridiplantae, Streptophyta, Magnoliopsida, Proteales, Nelumbonaceae.